Plectropomus leopardus (leopard coralgrouper) is the source of this 633-nucleotide messenger RNA. The record is from RefSeq and is a predicted model, not a curated record. NCBI's taxonomy places the organism in Eukaryota, Metazoa, Chordata, Actinopteri, Perciformes, Serranidae.
GCCUCCUCUCAACACUCCAGAGAACAGAGAGUUCCUCGCUGAGAUCAUGUUUGAGACCUUCAAUAUCCCAGGACUCUACAUCGCUGUCCAGGCGGUGUUGGCCUUGGCGGCGUCCUGGACGUCUAGGCAGGUGGGACAGAGGACUCUGACCGGCAUCGUCAUCGACAGCGGAGACGGAGUCACACACGCCAUCCCUGUGGCUGAGGGCUACGUGAUUGGCAGCUGUAUAAAGCACAUCCCUAUCGCAGGGCGGGACAUCACCUUCUUCAUCCAACAGCUGCUCAGAGACAGAGAGGCGGGAAUUCCUCCAGAGCAGUCCCUGGAGACCGCCAAGGCCGUCAAGGAGCGGUACUGUUACAUUUGUCCAGACAUCGUAAAAGAGUUCACAAAGUACGACUCUGACCCGGGGAAAUGGAUCAAACAGUACCGCGGAGUCCACGCCGUCAGUCAGACCGCCUUCCACAUCGACGUCGGCUACGAACGUUUUCUGGGCCCCGAGAUCUUCUUCCACCCCGAGUUCGCCAACGCUGACUUCAUGCAGCCGAUCUCUGAUGUCGUUGAUGAUGUCAUUCAGAGCUGUCCAAUAGACGUGAGGAGACCGCUCUACAAGGUGACUCACCUGAGAACACCUCG